AUGGGAUUGAAUAGAGAAAAGAAAUAGCCUUGUGGCUUUUGCUUUGUUGAGUAUGCUACUCGUGAGGAGGCAGCUCUAGCAAUUGAGUGUCUUAACCUUUCAUUAGUCGAUGGAAGAAAGAUCAGAAUCGACUGGGAUCCGGGCUUUGAAUAAGGAAGACAGUUCGGCAGAGGCAAGAGUGGAGGUCAAGUCAGGGAUGAACUAAAACCUGAUUAUGCAGAUAAGGAUAGACCAAUAUAGAGACCAUAGAGAGGAGGCUAUAGCAGACACAGUGGUGGAGGAAACUUUGAUAACAACAGAAAAUAUCAUCAGGGAAGCAGAGGCGACUACAGAAGAAGUGAAAAUGACUCUAGAGAUAACAAUAGAAAGAGAUACAGAAACGAUGAUGAAGGAGAUAACAAUGAUGGUGACUACGACAACAGAAGAAAGAGACAGAGAAGAGACAAUAACCGCGACUAUGAUAAUAAGAGUGAUGAGGAAAUGGGUAAUUGA
Stylonychia lemnae is the source of this 492-nucleotide messenger RNA. The record is from the annotation of a GenBank genome assembly. Lineage: Eukaryota; Ciliophora; Spirotrichea; Sporadotrichida; Oxytrichidae.